This is a messenger RNA of Dendronephthya gigantea, 5768 nucleotides long. RefSeq lists its product as uncharacterized. The record is from RefSeq and is a predicted model, not a curated record. The coding region runs from base 136 to 4632 and encodes 1498 amino acids. Gene Ontology annotation, molecular function: 5'-3' DNA exonuclease activity; damaged DNA binding. The transcript is spliced from 7 exons. Gene Ontology annotation, biological process: interstrand cross-link repair; protection from non-homologous end joining at telomere; double-strand break repair via nonhomologous end joining. NCBI's taxonomy places the organism in Eukaryota, Metazoa, Cnidaria, Anthozoa, Malacalcyonacea, Nephtheidae.
UGUUCAUUCCUCGUUUAUUGCGAUCUAAAUUCUAAACUGGAAUUUGGGAGAAAAUAGUCUAAAAAAUUGGUUCCUACUUUUGCGAUUUUUCAUUCCGUGAUCUCUCCUUUUGGUAGAAAGAGCUCCUAGAUCCGGAUGAAUGGAUGUGUGAUCCCGCACACGCCAAUAGCAGUUGAUUGUUGGCAAAGACGACUGGUGCAUGCCAAAAUAUGUUUUCUAACUCACAUGCACACAGACCAUACUCAAGGGUUAACCUCAUCUUGGGAUCAGCCGAUCUAUUGCUCUGAAAUCACUCGAAGUUUGGCGAUAGAACACUUGAAUAUCAAGCCAUGUUUUCUUAUUUCAAUUCCUGUUGGUCAAAGCACCAUUAUUCCUUUGGAUGAUGCAGGGGUUGAAACGAUGACGGUCACCUUGAUCGAUGCUAAUCACUGUGCCGGCGCUGUGAUGUUGUUGUUUCAAGGUUAUUUUGGUUGCAUUCUUCAUACGGGUGACUUUCGAUACUUCAACGGAAUGCUUGACGUUCCUCCAUUCACGAAGAACAUCGUCAUCAACACGUUGUACUUAGAUAACACAUACUGCGAUCCACGUUGCGAGUUUCCUUCACGAGCUGAAGCAAUCAAAAAAAUUUUAAAUAUAAUACAUGACAACCGUGGCAAGGAAGUGAGAAUUGGUCUCGAUAAACUCGGAAAGGAAGAGCUUCUUUUUGAAAUCGCCAAGGACCAAGGUGUUCCAAUUUUUGUUGAGGAAAAGUUGCGUCUCGAAGUGGCCGAGUUGCUUGGUCAUAGCGGGUUUUUCACAAGAAGUCAAGAGGACACGUAUAUUAAGGUGUUCAGUAGGCGUUCUGUGAACAGACGUGCGCUGAUGGAUUUGAAUAGGAAUGUUCGUCCAACCAUAGGCAUAUUGCCAAGCGCUUUAUACAUAGGCAGAACAAACCCAUUUGAAGAAAGCGAUGAGAUUUUCGUUGUGCCGUACUCAGACCAUUCGUCGUUCUCUGAGCUGAAAGCGUUCGUGGCUAAGUUGCGACCUGAACGUAUCAUUCCGGUUGUUCGUAAGAGCGGCCGAAAGGACGAAGACUUGCCCGACCGUUCGGACAUGACCAUAUUUGCGAAUGAAAUGUCAAGUAAUGCAGGGCCCCACAUUUUUGACAUACCUCCAACGGUUCGAGAAUUCAUGUCGGGAAGUUCCAAUAACCGCAACACACCUUCUCUAAAGCGUAAGGCCUCCAUCAGCUACUUUAACAGCAGAUCUAAACGACCGUGUGGUAUUGUAUUUUCUCCUGAAAAGCAAACGGCAGCUUGCGUGGAAACAGAUAAAGUGGCAGUCCAAGAAGAAGCAAAUACCUCUAACCAGCCGCACGAAGAUAAAGAUGUGGUGAACCAACAUCAUCUUCCUGUGGAUGAAGCAAGCAAGAUGUUGCAAGAAGAACGAGCUCCUUUCGACGAGGAAAUGUCAGCCAAAUCACUAGGCGACAAUGAAGUCGACAGGUCCCCUGGUACGCCAAAACAAGGAAAAUUCUCUGAAAGCCAAAAUUUGAAACUUAGUGGAACACCUAGUAAGCGUGUGUUGCAGCUGAAGCAGAGUAUUAUUGAACAUAUCCAGCGUAUGGUUGAGAGUCCUUCUGCAGUUGCUGUCAACCCGAAGGAACCGCGAGAAAAUGCUAGCGCUGUAGAAUUACCAAAGGACACUGAAAUAUCGUUCAAUAAAAGAAACACAGAUGAAAUUAACAUUUUACCCCAAAGUGGCAAUGAAUUGCAUCAGAAGCGAGAUGACGACUUGCCAAACUUGCCAGAAAUAGAAGCGAACAAGAAAUUGGAGCUUCCGGUAAACCUGGACCAACCGAGUGAGAUGCAGAGUGAGUUGAGUUCCACAGAACAUACCGAAGCAUUGAGUGACCCCAACUUUACAUCGUGUGGUUCACAAACUACAUCAAAUGAUCCGGAAACAUGCGAUCCACUGGCAACCGUGCCCAGAAAUUCAAGCAUUGAACUUGGUCGGCAUUCUGAAGGCAUAGUCGAGAACACGUCGAUCAGUAAGAAAACCUCAAAUCAGUGUAACCCACUAGAAGCUGAUGUUUCAGUGUCUGAAUCUGAAAAAGUUUUUGAACCUCAAGCAAAUGAGGCUGAAAAUAUCCUGGGAAAAUCUGAGCCCCAGUUGGUGCAGCAAGGUGUCCAAAGUGAUGUUUGCAACUCCCCAAUAGGGAAUGGUGCCCAAACUAAGAAUGGAGGGAGCGAAAUGGUAAGCCUGGACCAACCGAGUGAGAUGCAGCGUGAGUUGAGUUCCACGGAACAUACCGAAGCAUUGAAUGACUCCAACUUUACAUCGUGUGGUUCACAAACUACAUCAAAUGGUCCGGAAACGCGCGAUCCACUGGCGACCGUGCGCAGAAAUUCAAGUAUUGAGCUUGGUCAUUCUGAAGGCAUAGUCGAAAACACGUCGAUCAGUACGAAAACCUCAAAUGAGUGUAACCCACUAGAAGGUGAUGUUUCAGUGUCUAAAUCUGAAAAAGUUGUUGAACCUCAAGCAAAUGAGGCUGAAAAUAUCCUGGAAAAAUCUGAGCCCCAGUUGGUUCAGCAAGAUGUCCAAAGUGAUGUUUGCAACUCCCCAAUAGGGAAUGAUGCCCGAACUGAGAAUGGAGAGAGCAAAAUGGUAAGCCUGGACCAACCGAAUGAGAUGCAGCGUGAGUUGAGUUCCACAGAACAUACCGAAGCAUUGAAUGACUCCAACUUUACAUUGAGUGGUUCCCAAACUACAUCAAAUAAUCCUCCGGAAACACGCGAUCCACUUGCAACCGUGCGCAGAAAUUCAAGCAUCGAACGUAUAAGCGAACUUGGUCAUUCUGAAGGCAUAGUCGAGAACACGUCGAUCAGUACGAAAACUUCAAAUCAGUGUAACCCACUAGAAGCUGAUGUUUCAGUGUCUAAAUCUGAAAAAGUUGUUGAACCUCAAGCAAAUGAGGCUGAAAAUAUCCUGGGAAAAUCUGAGCCCCAGUUGGUGCAGCAAGAUGUCCAAAGUGAUGUUUGCAACCCCCCAAUAGGGAAUGAUGCCCGAAAUGAGAAUGGAGAGAGCAAAAUGGUGAACCUGGACCAACCGGGUGAGAUGCAGAGUGAGUUGAGUUCCACAGAACAUACCGAAUUAUUGAAUAACUCCAACUUUACAUCGUGUGGUUCACAAACAAGAUCAAAUGAUUCGGAAACACGCGAUCCACUGGCGACCAUGCGCAGAAAUUCAAGCAUUGAACUUGGUCGGCAUUCUGAAGGCAUAGUCGAGGACACGUCGAUCAGUACGAAAACCUCAAAUCAGUAUAACCUACUAGAAGCUGAUGUUUCAGUGUCUGAAUCUGAAAAAAUUGUUGAAUUUCAAGCAAAUGAGCCUGAAAAUAUCCUGGGAAAAUCUGAGCCCCAGUUGGUGCAGCAAGGCGUCCAAAGUGAUGUUUGCAACUCCCCAAUAAAUGAACACAGCAAAAUGGCAGCAGGUGAUUUCCAAUUUCCCGAUAACAGUUCUCCGGUUGUGCAUUCUAAACCAGAUGAUUUAACUAGGGACACUGUGGAACAUCAGUCUCAGCCCGGCCUUCAAGACUCUCUAAAGGCAUUAACUAAUGGGAAAAUUGGCGUUGCAAAAACAAAUCGUAAAAACGAUCUUCCUUUAAACGAAAUUUGCAGCGCGCAAAAAUUAGACAAAGCGGCUUCAAAUGGGGAUUAUCUCAAGGUAUCACAAAAGGUCGACAGUCUUAAUGCAGAACAACGAAAACAACAUAAUUUAGAUGACGUCUUCAGCUCUGAAGAAGCAAAACAACAGACGUUAAACGAUAGUUUAACAGAGGUAUUUGCUUCUAGGGGAGAAAAAUCGACUGAAAAAUCAGAGGGCUUGGGAAUACGUAUUGCCGAGGAAGAAAAAUUGCACACGUUGAACGAUAAUACUACUCAGGUAUUGGGCGAACAGACCGUUACUUUGAACAAAGAGGUUUCUCGGGAACAAAAAGCAAAUGAAUCAUUAACUUGGCAUGACUUAAAAGGCCUUCCUGCUGAUGAAAAAAGGAAACUAGAGACGUUGAACGAACUCAACCGCGCACAGGUUUGUGAACCAGAAAACAACAAGAACGGAGAACAAUGUAAGUUAAAUAUGGUUUCUGGCACAAGAGAUUUCUCUUCUCGUAGCGAAGAUAAUGUCACAAACGAAGAGGAAUUGGCCGUACCAGUCCCGGAAGCCAAUAUGCAAUUAAUUCUCAGAGUUCUGGAUUCACAGGAAGGGGCUAAAACGUCCAUUCGUGUUCUGGAGGAAGAUGACAUUGGACUUGCCACGUUAGACAGGUUUUGUAAUGUGAAGGACUCCGAGGGAUGCGAUUCCAAAGAUAUUGAUGUUUAUCUCAGAAUUUUGAACAAAACGGGAAGACCUUUAGGUAUCGAGGUGGAUAGUACAGAACAGCUUGUCGGAAACUUGACAUCAAGUGGAUCCACGCAAGUGCAUUGUCUCACUUCACAGGCACUCCAAGAAACUGCAGCUGAAUUAGUACAACGACAACCUAUCAGCAAUCCUGCACCUAAUUCUAGAAAAAAGAGGAGAAAACUAACUGGGAUUUAUAGAGAAAUUCUCUCAAGAAAGCCCACUCGCACAAGAGAUAAUUACCCAAAAUAAUGCCGAUGCCGGUGUAAACUAUUACGAUAUCGGGAAUUCUUGGCAAAGGCAUUACUGAGAUGACGAAAACAAUUCUGAACGAACGUCACAGGUUUAAAUUGCGUUUUUUUAUUUACCCAGUUGUGUUAAUGUUUUUUUUGUUUUGUUUUCGCUGGCGGCAUGCGAUAUAUAGUAAAGUGAAAAGCUAUCUUCAUGGCCAACACCAUCGAUAUAAAUAAACCUGGUUAUAUACAACAGAUGUCAAAUCUUACUUUCUCCAUUUUAUAAUUAGAGGUUUACUUUAGUGCCCUGUUAUGAUAGCUUAAAACUAGUUCAUGUCCGGAAUCAUCAUCAUGUGGUAAUGUAGCGAUAUACCAUCAUAUACCAUCAUAUAGUGUGACAUUGCAUCACAUAUCACCAAUCAUAUGACUUCGCAUCAUAUUACAUCACAUAAGCCCCGUCUACGGCUAAAAUGGGUACUCGUGCCCAAUUUUAUUAGUGUUCAGGCUACCAUAACAAAGGCUGGACACGAAUGAAAUGGGCACAGGUACCCAUUUUAGCCGUGCCGUGCCAAUAAAUUGAGGGUAGUGUAAUCGGGUCUAUAGUACGAUGUCAUUAUGCAUUACAUAGUAACCUAUCAUUGUAGAAUCGCAUAAUAUCAUAUAGCAUGAUUCAUAUAUUGCCCUAUAGACCUUACUAUUCUGUCUUUGAAACAUACAAAAACUCGUAUUACGACAUAUUGGAAAUUGGAAAGUGUUUUACUGCAUGCUAGGAGCAAAAUUUUAAUUCAAUGAUGAUAAUAUCGCAGCUAACGUAAUUUGAGUACUUUGAAUAUAAUGUUUCCAGUAAUUCGACGGUUACGCGUACCGUCCACACGUAUCCGGCGUUUUCUCCCACUCAAAAAGGGAGAAUCUGAAAACGCUCUCCGGAGUGGAAGAAUUUGAAAACGACGGCUGAGCGAAUACGAAUGGACGGCUUUGCCGGAUAAAUUUGAAAACGACGACGUCACUUAUCAAAUCGUUUCCAUACUAAUAAGGCUUGUUUCACUUCUUGUGGCUUAUGCUCAACUUUAUAUUGCUACAUUACCGUCAAAUGAGUCCUAUUUAAAACAUAGUCUGAAAUAUUAACCGUUUGUGGUGACCUGAUGAAAAACUGAA